GAACGAGUGAUGUAUUGCAAUGAGUACUGAAUGCAAGUGCUGUACAACUCAUUGCAAACGUCACACAAAAGUGUUGUUUUUCGGUACGAAUGCAACAAAUGUUUGGUUUGUUGUCUUCAUUUCAAUCACUUGUCAUUUGAUUUGACUCUAGUAUUGAUAUUAACAUUAAUAUUAAGACAUUUCAUCGCAAACCAUAUAAUGAUGGGUCAGAAGCCUUCAUCGAUGUCUUCGCCAUCAAGUCCUGAACAUAUCAUAUAUGACUUCGAGAGAGACAUCACUGUUACGAGACAUCAACGAUUCAAACAUCCGAGCGCCGCCUUCUUCCACAUCAUAUUCAAAGUGUCAUCGAUUGUCACCUAUUUGUUCGGCGGUCUCUUCGGACAGGACUUUCUGUCGAUAUUUGUUUUGCUAAUUAUGUUGAUUUCGAUGGACUUCUGGACCGUGAAGAACGUGACGGGAAGACUAUUAGUGGGUCUU
Molecule: messenger RNA, 477 nt
Organism: Medioppia subpectinata
Lineage: Eukaryota; Metazoa; Arthropoda; Arachnida; Sarcoptiformes; Oppiidae
Source: the annotation of a GenBank genome assembly